Neocloeon triangulifer is the source of this 977-nucleotide messenger RNA. RefSeq names its product myotrophin. Lineage: Eukaryota; Metazoa; Arthropoda; Insecta; Ephemeroptera; Baetidae. The record is from RefSeq and is a predicted model, not a curated record. Bases 121 to 477 code for a protein of 118 amino acids. Gene Ontology annotation, cellular component: nucleus; cytoplasm. Gene Ontology annotation, biological process: regulation of barbed-end actin filament capping. Gene Ontology annotation, molecular function: protein binding. The transcript has 4 exons.
AGGGCAAACCCAAACCAAAGGGGCAUCCUGUGUUUAUCAAAAAGCCAGAAAGUUUGACAGAUCGUGCGAAUCGAAAUAAUUUUGGCUCCAGAAUUUCAGUCAGAUCAUUUAGUGGCCAAAAUGACGACCAGCGAACUAGUUUGGGGAAUGAAAAAUGGUGAUCUCGACACAGUCAAGGAAAUCGUUGAGAAAAAUAAUGUGGACGUUAAUUCGGCCAUCGAUGGCAGGUCACCGAUCCACUACGCCUCAGAUUAUGGACAGUUGGAUGUCAUCAAAUACCUGAUCUCACGAGGCGCCGAUGUCAAUGCAAAGGACAAACACGGAAUCACAGCCCUCCUCGCAGCGAUUUGGGAAGGGCACACGGAAUGUGUAAAACUACUUCUCGAAAGCGGUGCGUCUCCGCAGGGUGAAACUCCUGACGGGAGCUCAUACAUCGAAGCUGCUGAAAAAGACGAAAUUAAAGCCCUUCUCAAAUGAAAGUCUUUUUCAAAAGUCAAAGUAUACUAUUCCUUAUAAAUCCUUGCUGUCUCAAAAUUGAAUUCGGCAAUUAAAAUUAGUUCUAAGACUUGACUUCAUAAUGCCUUAGUUGAGAUUUGAGUUAGAAGCAGUAUUUAGAGGGAAAUAUUAAAAUUAUAACUUAUACUUAACAUGUAAACUUGAAAUUUUGUUAAGCGUUUUUAAAAUCCUACAAACUGUCCUCACUCUAACUUGUGACUGGUCAAAAUUUUGUAUAAUUUAAUGAGUUGUCACAACUUUUUUUACUGUCUAAAUUACAUGUGAAUGUGGUCAAGUGCCUUGAUAAUAAUUUAGGAUCAGAUUUUUCUUGGGGAUAUGAAAAUCUGGAAUAUCAGGGCUGAUGCAUAAAGGGCUGAGAGUUAAAAUUAUUUUCUUUUUGUGUGUCCUGUAAUUGUAUGAAUUCAAAACAUUGCAUUUUUUUGUGGAUGCCAAAUAAUAAAAUCCAUUAUCAAGAAAAUCGA